AUUGCAUAAUGUGUCAAAUAUUGAUGAGUGGCUUUUCCUGAAAUACUCCCAAUUAUAUAUUAUUUUAUAGCAUUAUCAUUUCAAGAAAAUUGAAUUUUGGAUGAAACUUGAACGAAUUCAGGUAAUACCUUUCGAUUCCGCGAACUGAGUUUCUAGCACUGGAGUUUCACCUCCGAGAAACGCUUGCGUUAGGUGAGGUGAUGCUGGGAAUUAUGAUCCAAGCUCCUCCCCCGUUUCACCUGCAAACAGUAAUUCUUGAAUUGGUCACUCUCGAACUGACCUGAUUCUCUGUCUCUGGCGUCCGAGGUGUUCCCUGCCAACUUCGUCUCGAGUUUCUGCUUUUAGCCAAAACGAUAUGAGAGUAAGGCGUUCCCGGAGAGCCUUUUCAUCUCUAUCCACGCCCAUUCCCAAGCUCAUCUCUCCACUCCAACUCAACCAUCUACUUCAAAUUUGCAGCAAUUCACAAGCACUGGAUAAAGGGAGGCGAGUUCACCAGCAGAUAAUACUACGCGGAUUGGGGCAUGACCAUUUCAUGGUCACCAAACUGGUCCAAAUGUAUGCCGGCUGUGACGAUUUCAGAUCAGCCCAUGUACUGUUCGACGAAUUGUCGCAACCAAAUGUGUUCGCUUGGACUGCGAUACUCGCAUUCUAUUCGAGAAAUGGAAUGCCCCGCGAGUGCAUUUGGACUUAUGGCGAAAUGCAAUUGAAGGGUAUUGUGCCCGACAAUUAUGUUUUUCCAAAGGUCCUCAGAGCUUGCGCUCAAUCCCUGUCUUUGGAAGCAGGGAUUCGAGUUCAUAGAGAUGUAAUUAUGUUUGGUUCUGAAUUUAAUAUACAAGUUUGCAAUUCAUUAAUUGAUAUGUAUGCGAAGUGUGGAGAUGUUUGGAGGGGUAGACGAGUUUUUGAUAUGAUGGUGAAAAGGGAUCUACUGUCAUGGAAUUCGAUGAUUUCUGGGUAUGUGUGUAAUGGGUUCCAUAGAUUGGCUGUGGAAUUGUUGAAUUCAAUGAUAUUGGAGGGUGUAGAGCCUGAUUUAGUCACUUGGAAUACGGUAAUGGAUGCUUAUUGCAGAAUCGGCCUCUGUGAUGAAGCUUGGAAAAUUUUUGAACAGAUUAAAGAGCCUAAUAUUAUCUCAUGGACCACUUUAAUCUCUGGUUAUUCAAGGAUUGAGAAGCAUGAAAUAUCCUUGGGGGUUUUCAGAGAAAUGAUGAAUAAAGGGGUAGUUUUUCCCGACCUGGAUUCUCUUUGUAGUGUCGUUGCCUCUAGCCGGCAUCUGGGUGCUCUAAGAAGUGGACAAGAAAUCCAUGCAUACGGGAUUAAAACCAAAAUCGGUUCUUUAUUCUAUGAUUUAGCAGGAGCUGCACUGUUGACAAUGUAUGCUAAGGCUAGGAGAAUCCGAGAUGCAAGAAAUGUGUUUGAACUGAUGGACAAAAAUGAUGUCGUUACUUGGAAUGCCAUGAUUCUCGGUUUUGUUGACGCCGGAUUUGGAGAUCAGGCUGUUGAAUGCUUUUGCAAAGUGCAAAGACUGGGCAUUAAGAAUGAUCAGAUUACAAUAUCAACUGUUUUGCCUGUAUGCAACUUGAAAUAUGGGAGGGAAAUUCAUGCGUAUAUCAUGAGGUACAAUUUUGAUUUGGUCAUUAUGGUUUGGAAUGCACUGAUUCACAUGUAUUCCAAAUGUGGGUGUGUUGGGGCUGCACACUCCGUGUUUUAUAAUAUGAAAGCCAAAGAUUUAGUAUCAUGGAACACAAUGAUUGGAGGGCUUGGCAUGCAUGGGCUUGGCCGAGCUGCUAUUCAGCUUCUGCAGGAGAUGAUCCACUCUGGCUUUUCCCCCAAUUAUGUGACUUUUACUUCCAUUUUGUCUGCCUGCAGUCACUCUGGUCUUGUGAACGAGGGGCUGGAACUGCUCAACAGUAUGACCAGAGACUAUGGCUUUGCACCAAAGAUGGAACAUUUCGCUUGCAUUGUUGAUUUGCUUGCACGUGCUGGUCGGCUUGAGGAUGCUGUUGAUUUUAUUAAAAGAAUGCCUCUAGAGCCUGACAAAUCUAUUUGGGGAACUAUGCUUGCUGCCAGUAGGGACCAACAAAAUGUAAUUGUUGGAAAGCUUGCAGCAGAACAUUUAUUCCACUUGGAACGUGAACAUGCUGGAAACUACGUGACGCUGUCAAAUUUAUAUGCAAGAGCUGGAAGGUGGGAUGAUGCAGUAGGAGUGAGGAAGCUAAUGGAAGGCAGAGGAUUGGCGAAGCCAUCAGGAUAUAGCUGGAUUGAAAGCAGGAACUAAGCAAAAAGAACCCAUUCUCAUACUUGCAGUUCUCCAUCUAAUGACAAACAAAACAGCAAUCGAAAUCCUUGAGCAGUUGCUGGAUAUCAAUAAUUAUACUGAUUCUUAAGUUGAAAAUUUUUGCGACUUCAACUUAUGGAGAAACAAGGGAAUCACCGUCUCACAUCAAUGUGCUUGGUGAUUGCUCAUGUCGAUCAAACUCUGAUCAAGUGAAGCGUUCUCAAGAGAUGGCACAAAACAUGUGCUUGUAGUUCCUCUUACUGCAGUAUAUUUUACACAGGAGAAAUGUAAAUUGUAUUAAGUUUUGAAACAUAAUACUGCUCUAUGUGAUGGGAACUGUUCUUAAUUUUGGAGAUGCAGCUUCUCCUAAUUUUUUCAACUUGGCAUUAAGCUUUUUUUGGCUUGUUACCCACGUUGAAGUUAUAGUCCAAAAAAUGCUUCAAUUUUUCUGUGCAAAUCUUACCUACCUAUAUGAAUGUAUAUGUACAUGUACAUAUUGUUUAUUAAAAAAAAAUAUGAGGGAAAAAUAUCAUUUUUUCUUGCA
Molecule: messenger RNA, 2816 nt
Organism: Malania oleifera
Lineage: Eukaryota; Viridiplantae; Streptophyta; Magnoliopsida; Santalales; Ximeniaceae
Product: pentatricopeptide repeat-containing protein At3g09040, mitochondrial-like
Exons: 1
Coding region: 356-2272 (638 amino acids)
Biological process (GO): RNA modification
Cellular component (GO): intracellular membrane-bounded organelle
Molecular function (GO): protein binding; RNA binding
Source: RefSeq, a predicted model, not a curated record